Messenger RNA from Mycena citricolor, 4309 nucleotides. Lineage: Eukaryota; Fungi; Basidiomycota; Agaricomycetes; Agaricales; Mycenaceae. The record is from the annotation of a GenBank genome assembly.
UUCCACCCAGGAUGUCGAGAUGCGUCGCUACAGGCCCGAAUACCACCGCACCCGAAGCCGCUGCUCAAAAUCAGGACAGUUUUUCUCACAUUUUUCGAAGCUGGUGUCAUGGGGUUGUACCAUAUAAAACAGUGUCAGGCUUGUCGACGCCAAUUUCAUUCACGCGGCGCUCGCACAAACAUGUGGACACUCAGCAGCUGUGCUCAGCUCGCCGUCGCUCUCGCUUUCGUGCAACCGGUCUGCCAUGCCCUCGCUCCGAGCGGGCCCUGGGACAAAUUUAAUUACGCGCCGGCUUCGAAGAUCGUCCGGCCGGUUUCUGUCCGCACCGUCAGCGGCCAAGUCUUGGGAGCGAGCGGUCUCGUUAAACAAGCAGAGGCCCAGGCAACCUUUCAAAGAAAUGGCUCAUAUGUCGUUCUCGACUGGGGCAAAGAGGCGAGUGGUCUAAACACGAUGGCAGCGCUGAUUACUGACGCAGCCUCAGGUCGGGGGAUCCUGUCUCUGACGGUCAACAGCGCGACCCAGCGCUCGCAAUUCUCCCUGUCUUUCACCGAAUCAGCGGAGUUCAUCAGCCCGCACAACUCUGACGACUCGUGCCAAGUUUCUCCUCUCCACAACUUCGACGGAGUCCAGUCAUUCCGGGCCCCACUACCCGUGGGUUUGAUCACGCAGACUGUCGGACAGCAGAGGGGCGGAUUCCGCUUCUUGACCAUCGUUGCUGAUGGCGCGGAUCCUCUGACCAUUUCGAACAUUUCGCUGGCUCUGACGUUCAUGCCCCAUUGGGACGAUCUCAGGGCUUACCCGGGAUACUUCUUCGCACCUGACCCAGAAUUUCACGACAUCAACUUCUUGACGAAGAUCUGGUACGCAGGCGCGUAUACGGUCCAGACAAACACGAUUGAUUCCCAUCAAGCACGAUUGCAACCGUGCUCGCCAUCAGGUGGCUGGUCGAAUGAUGCCUCGGGAGGUCCUGUAACUGGGCCUAUCCUCGUCGAUGGAGCCAAACGCGACAGGAAUGUCUGGCCAGGCGACUGUGGAAUCUCCACACAUACAGAACUGGUCGCCCUGAACGACUUGGAGCCGACAAAGAACUCGCUUACAGUCAUGUUCUCCACGCAAGACCACGUCACUGGCGCGCUGAACUACUCUGGGCCGCCAAUCAAUGCACAGGGAAGCGACACGUACAUCUCCUGGUCGCUUAUCGGGACCCACAACUACCUCCUGUACACGGGAGACCUUGAUUUCGUGAAGUUUGUCUGGCCGAACUACACCAAGGCGCUCGAUUUCCUCGAAAGGCAAGUAGACUCGACGGGCCUUGCCAACGUUCCAACUGCAUUCUCGAACGACUGGGGAAGGGACGGCGGCGCGGGGCACAACUCGGCGGCGAACGCGCUUCUGUAUCAGACCCUUGUCACGGCUGCAGACCUCGCAGCCCAUCUGGGAGACCUCUCUCUUGCCGCUGCGUAUCUCGCCAACUCGACCAGAAUCAAAGCAGCUUUCAAUGCAUUGCUUUGGGAUGCGGCCGCCGGGAUGUUCCGCGACAACGAUCUGCCCGGUAGUAUUCAUCCUCAGGAUGGGAAUGCCCUGGCAGUUUUAUUCAACCUCACGACAUCUGAUGCGCAGAACAAAGCUGUCAGCAGCGGUCUAACCAAGUUCUGGACGCCAAUUGGGCCACUUAGUCCAGAGCUGAACGACACAAUCAUUCCGUUUGUUGGUGGCUUCGAGAUCCAAGCGCAUUUCAUAGCCGGUGAGGGUGAGCGCGCGCUUGAUCUCAUCGAACGCGAGUGGGGUUACAUGCUUUACACCAAUCUGAGUGUGGAAUCCACCCUGCUUGAAGGUUUCACAGCCAACGGAUCGCUCGGAUAUCGUGCCUCGGCGGGCUACGACUUGGAUCACAGUUACACGAGCCAUUCGCACGGAUGGUCCACAGGACCUACUUCGGCUCUCACUUUCUACCUGCUGGGAAUUCAGCUUAAGUCUCCUCUGGGAGCUACGUGGACCAUAUCCCCUGUCCUCAGUGGUCUCCCCUCGGCGGAAGGCGGGCUGGAAACAGCAAUUGGUUUCUUUGGUGUGAAAUGGACCGUCCAGGGUCAUACUCUCACAGUGCGGCUGCAAACACCAACUGCGUCAAAUGGAACGGUUUCGCUGCCGGGAGUGGGCCCGCUUACUGUUGAUGGGCAUAAAAAGUCCUCAUCCUCAGGGUUAGUCAGCCUUGAUGGAGGCAGCCAUGUUGUCAUUCGACGAUUGAGCUCCUAAUGGAGCUAGCUAGUCUUGUUACUCAGAUUUAAGACCUGGAGGCAAUAACAAAUCACAAUCAUCUGUUCGUCGUCCAUGUGUUCUCCGUGGUGAUUCUACGACAGAAAAUUUGAGCUCUAGCAACCCUUGCUGGAGAAUCCCAGUCAUCCGAUGCCGACGGUGUUUGGACAAUCCAUACUGGAGAGAGUUGAAAAUCAAGAACGGGAUUCUUCAGGAGUGUUCUCGGGAUCGAAAGGAUGGCUACAAACCACGACAUGGACAAGCUUGGCGGUAACCCAUCGAUUAGGGUCAGAACCGUUGGAGUUGCACGUGCCCGGUCCGGACACGCCGGAUCCGACAGGAAGCUCCACACGGCACACGAGCUGAAGUUCUGCAUGCACCCUGCGCUCGCUCUGCCCGAAGUCACCGACCACAUCACAUCUUAUGUUACCUCUCAACAUGAUCUCAAGACAUCGACCUACAUGUCACCCGCCUUUCGGACUUCCGCCCAACGAUCGCUUUUCGCCGCUAUCGACCUAUCCCAGAGCUCGAGUCCAGAUCUGAGCCACAGCAAGGCGCUUGCCAGAUGUCGGCGUCUUCGCGAGGUGCUAGACGGAGCCCCGUGGCUGGCGGGAUAUGUGCGGAAGCUGGUCAUGAGCCUUGAUACUAUUGGAGAUGCGAGAGACGAGCCGUCGCCGAGAUGGCGCUUCGACAACCUGCACACCUUGGAGCUCCGAUCUAAUGCUGAAAACGGAUCUCAUGUGGGCGCGGGGAUCUUUCCCUUCCCACCGCCCGUGGGCUUGCCAGGCGUGCGGGUGAUCAAACUCGCUGGUGUCAGCUUUCAAACGACCGGGCUGCGCGACCUGUUCUCAAAGAGGACGACACCGUUGGAGACGCUUUCGAUGAUGGACGUCCAAAUUACCUUACCGCUCGCUCCUCCCGCUACUGUCCCUCCCGCUCCACGUGUCGCGGUCAAGACUCUGGAGCUGAUAUCGACGUACACCGGUGGCCAGGAUCCCGAAUGGCUCACCCGCCUGGAUCUCUUCCCUUUCGACCUCUCCACUCUCGAGGAUCUCACAAUCACGUGCCCGAUACUACCGAGUGUCCUCCGUGGAGUCAUCGACCCAUCGCGCAAGACUUUGCGCAAGCUCAACAUCGAUGCCCGUGACUACGACCCGGUUCUGCAGCUGACAUCGCUCCCUGCGCUGACUACCCUGGACGUCUUCGCCGGCAUCGGCGGCGCCCGCUCCGUCGGCACCGUGCUCGCCUCCCUCUCCGACUCCGCGGCGUCCCCGGCCCCGGACUCCUCGCCCCUGCAGUUGGCCUCGCUGCAAAUCCGCAUGUCCAUCAUGGGCACCCUCGACGAGCCGUCGUUCUACGCGCUGGACGACUGGAUCGCCGAUGCGCCGCUUCCUGCGCUCAGGCGGGUGCAUAUAUCCAUCAGCCGCGUCUACUUGCCGUGGACCUCCGGCCCCGAGUUCCCCGCGUACUUCGUGAGGAGGAUGGCCGGGAUGCGGGUUAUGUUUCCGAGGCUCAAUGAGCGGCAUAAGCAGAGCGACGAGUUUCUCUGGUGCAGCUAUGUCAACUUCAAAGAGCAAGUGUUUGUCUGAUCAAUCCACUGUACUUGUGAAAUAGAUACAUAGGAUCCUCCGCGCUUUCUGUUUCUUGAAGAACGAACCUCGUAAGGUGGUGCAGAAGCAUUUUGUGUCGAAUCGAUCUGCUUUUCGGGCGCUCGCACAACGAGUGACAUUCCGUGUGAGGAGCAAGCGAGUUUGGACUCACGGGCUUCAGAAAUCCUGUCAACUCUCGAAAUGCACCAGAAAAGGAUCUCAAAAGGCAAGGGAUAUGGCGCCGUGCUAAGAUGGGACAGCCUUGCUGUGACAAUCUGGUGCCAAGUACACGAGUCUCACUCGUGUAUCUAGAGUCGAAAAAUCAGUAUUCGAAUCCUCUAUUGAAUAUUUGUAGAUAUCUUCGAAAAGAUUCUGGUAGUCCCGGAUCAUUGGCGCUGCUCUUAUUUGCGUAAAAGAGAAAUUUAUUCCCAAAGGGUCGUGGCUGAUGAAUGGCCACGAUACGAUCA